CUAUAAAUCAUGAUAACUUGGGUCCUUUCCCGACGGAUCUGGAGUGGCUGCCAUUGGAGCUGCUGUAACAUGGGUGUUACACUGCUUGAGUGCUGGUAGUGUCAAAUGGCGAAUCUAGCUGCACUUCAUUUUUGCCGAGGAAGGCCAGGGUGGAAUUGGCCUUCUUAGUAAUCUUAUCUAUGUGCGUAUCCCAGCUAAGGUUCUCGUGGAUUGUGAGACCAAGAUACUUGGUAGAGAGGACAGUGUUUAGGACUUGGUCGUGUAUGCUAUAUAAUCAGCGCAGUGGGGAUUUCCGUUCUUUGUAAACCCGCAGUACUUCACACUUAUCCGGGUUGAAAUAAAGUAUAUUUAAGUCGCUCUGUAUAAUAGCUCGGUCUUUUGUUGUCCGUAUCCUCCUUUACAACAAGCAGUCAUCGGAGAGGAGACUGGUACAUGUAUAGAUGACACUGUUGAUGGCAAGUCAUUACGUGAUUUAAGGGCUCCACAAAUGGAACUUUCCGUGCGGGUCUUCAUUGUAUUCUUCAUAUCAACAGGAUUUUUCUUCCUCUUGUUUGAACUGUUUACGAGCACAGAAGUAAUAGAUAAAACGCCAAUUUAUCAGGGACCCUCAGCGAACCAAAAAAGGGACAAAAUAUCUACUAUUAGUCCGACAAGUUACAACUCAUCCCAGGAAAGCAAAAAGGAAUAUAGAAUAUUGUGGUACAAUAUACCUUUUUAUCUAGUGGAUAGUUUUAAUUAUGCCAACGCUAAGAAAUGUAAAAAGCAUCCUAACUGCUUGUUUUCAAAGAAUUCAGCAGAUAUACAUAAAAGUGACGUUGUAUUGUUUACACAUUCUACCAUGGGAGGAAACCCGCCUCCUAAAAAACCCAACCAAAUGUGGGUUUUUAACACAAUGGAGAACACUGCGUUCAUGUCGAGGCCCUCAAAAAAUUUUGAAGCUAAAUUAGAUUGGUUAAUGUCAUACCGUAGGAAGUCGGACAUCUAUAGGCCAUAUGGGACCCUAAUCAAGCGGAGUAAACCUUUAGACAAGGAUUAUUCAGAAGUGUUCAGAAAGAAGAAGAAAUUAGGUGUCUGGAUGUCCGGACACUGUCCUGUGCCAUCUAAUCGACGAAAUCGCAUAAAAGAACUGAAAAAGUAUCUAGAUAUUGAUAUGUUUGGGACGUGUGGAAAUGGUGAAUGCUUAAUUCGAACGCCAUUUAUAACAGAGUGUUUGCGAAACUUUUCUCGAGACUAUAAAUUUUAUUUUUCUUUCGAAAAUAAUAUAUGUGAAGAUUAUACCACGGAGAAAACUUACAACAUGUAUUUGGAAAAUCUUAAUAUGGUACCCGUUAUAAACGGCCCAUCAACAGCACCUGAGUAUUUACCUAAAGGUUCUUUUAUAAGUGCUUUGGAUUUUCCUUCGCCGAAGGCCUUGGCAGAGAAAAUCAAAGAAAUAGCCUCCAAUGAAACUUUGUUUACGCAGUACCUUAAAGAAAAAGACAAAUAUUAUGAAAUUGGUAUUCAUGAGGUAUUUUUAAACUCAAUGUGCCAGAUAUGUGACAUUUUGGAUAGGACUAAUGGGAAGCCUGAGCGGCCGAAAGGAACCAUCAUGCAACGCUAUUUUUCUCAUGGUGAAUGCUGAUUUGAAUGAAAUGUUCGAGUGAAACAACUACCAAAAUCCAACUUGCCGAUUUUUUAAAAUUGUGCUUUUUAAAGUUCAGUGAAUGAAACCCCGUCGAACAUAAUCGUAAAAUCAAGUUUUUUAAAAUCAUUUACAAAAAAAACCCUUUCCUAUACUUUUUCUGUAAAUCUGCUACUUGAAAUGUAUAGAUUGUGUAGAAUAUGUAUAAAUGAUCAGCAUGCCUUAAAGGGAAAUGGACACAGUUUCAGCUGAUUUUUUAAACCAAUUUUAAUGCUUACAAUUCCUAACUAAUGCAUCAUCUAAUGAUAAGCAAAAAUUUGAACAUCAUUUGUUGAUUAACAAACGAGAUACAGAAAGAUCUUCAUAAUGUAAACAAGGCUCGUGCCUUGUGUUUGUUUACAUAUAGAAGAAUAAAUUUAUAACAAAAAGGAGUUCAGCAAAUCACUAGAAACUGUCUAAUCUUAUUUAGAAUUAACUUCUUUAUUGAAAAUAUUUGCUUUGAAUGAACAUAUAUUUAUUUAGUAUAUUUAACAAUAUAAUUAUUACGUAUGUAUACAAAUGUGUAAACAAAAACAUGACACGGACCCUGUUUAGAUAACAAAGGUUUGGAGCUCUAAAUCUGUCUUGUAUCCCGACAACCGAAAUUCAAAUUUUUGAUCAUCAUUAGAAAAACUUUUAGUCAAAUAUUUGUAAAAAAUAGAAAAAUAAUUUGAAAAUUUAUAACUGAAACUGUGUCUUUGUCUCUUUAAGGGUUACAAUCAAUCAGAGAGGUAGGAUCUCUGUCGGGUUUUUUUUUUUGCUCUGUCCAUGUAUGUUGCAGUACUACUUUCAUUUCCAUUUAAUGAAUUAUUCAGUAUUGUUUGUCUUUUUGUUUUUAAUACAUUUACCAAAUACCUACCAUCUGAAGUUUUUUCCUGAUUAUUUCGUUUGUUUUAACAGGUCUCUCGACUGUUUAUAAAGGUUUCUUUUCAUAGCAGAAGGUAGUCAAUUUUGUACAUUCUAUCUUGAAUAAAAAUCCCUAUAUAUUUAAUCUUUCAUACAGAGCAGCAGCCUUUUUAUCUCUCAUUCCUCGGUUGAGCUCCUUUGUAAAUUUCUGUAUUGUAUCUUCUACCUAUAAUGUCAUUAUUAUAAUUCAAAUUUGCAUUUGAAACUUUUGAAGUCUAAAACAUAUCAUGUUCACAGUUGAAUGUUUACAUCAUCUGAAUAGUAUAUAUAUCCUCAUUAUUUAUUCAAAAAAUCAUUGCAAUUUAUCAGACAGGAAUCAGCGCUAUAAGCAUGUCAUCCCUUCGGAUUUUUUUUCAGUCUGAACUGUUCCAUAACGAAAAACACAAUUAUAUACAUAUCAAUGAUACAAUAUGUCAUCUUUUUAAAUCCUGUACUUUAUAUAAUUAUUUGUACAGAUAUAAAUUUAAUCAAUAAAAUGUUUUUUCUUUGUU
Messenger RNA from Saccostrea cuccullata (small rock oyster), 3057 nucleotides. RefSeq names its product alpha-(1,3)-fucosyltransferase fut-1-like. The coding region runs from base 488 to 1621 and encodes 377 amino acids. Lineage: Eukaryota; Metazoa; Mollusca; Bivalvia; Ostreida; Ostreidae. The transcript is spliced from 2 exons. Gene Ontology annotation, cellular component: membrane. The record is from RefSeq and is a predicted model, not a curated record. Gene Ontology annotation, molecular function: fucosyltransferase activity.